Molecule: messenger RNA, 3669 nt
Organism: Oncorhynchus gorbuscha (pink salmon)
Lineage: Eukaryota; Metazoa; Chordata; Actinopteri; Salmoniformes; Salmonidae
Gene: mboat2b
Product: membrane bound O-acyltransferase domain containing 2b
Exons: 14
Coding region: 952-2202 (416 amino acids)
Biological process (GO): lipid modification
Cellular component (GO): membrane
Molecular function (GO): acyltransferase activity
Source: RefSeq, a predicted model, not a curated record
GACUGGGGUGAAUAACAGUGACACUGCGAGGGGACAGCAGCGCAGCAUCUUAUUUUGCGUUCAGUGUGCGCGGAAGCAGAGCUUCAUAUUGAGGACCUGCGCUUAAUAUAAAAUUUUAGUAUGCUAUUUAUAAAGAAAAAAAGUUACAUUUUGGACUACAAGAGAAAUGAAAUAACGUGAAUAAAAAGUAGCCUAUUUCAACUGGAAACGGAGAAUUAAAGAUCCAUUUAUACUUUUUAGACUUAUUAGUGGCACCAACGCCUAUUUAGUCCAGCCUAUAUGGUACUGACAUUGUCACAAACCAUUGUCUAAAGCGGAGAUGAGCCGAAUCCUUCCCCGCCCAAAUGAUGGUUGAUUUGGGAAGUAUUUCCGCCUAGAAGGUGCUGUAGAGCAACCGACAGCCAGUAGUGGCCAGCAGCAAACAGCAGCUACAGCGGUGGAUGUAGGAUCAGAGUCGGGGCGAAUCGGGGAUCCACUGUCAGAGGGGAAGGGGAGCAGAGGGACUCUCUCAACACUCACUGAAUCAUGGCUACUGAAACAGUGUCACCGGCAUGCACUGGAUCCAGUUUGCUGCAACCCAUAAGCGAAAUCAUCAAUCUCCCCCUCGACCAGGGCUUCCAGGGAUCGACCCCACCUGUCAGCCAGCCAGCCAGCAAGGACAGUCCAGACUCCAGCUCUGGAGAGAGACCGGGCCAAGGCUUUACCGCCACAGGACCGUCUUAAAGGGCCUAGGAACGUACAGCAGAGAGGCCCCACUUGGUGAACUUUGUUGUGUGCCAGCUGUUUGCCCUGUUGACAGCCUUCGGGUUCCGUCUCUAUCUCCAUCCCAGUAAGACCAGUCCCUUUGUCAGACAUGUAGUGGCCACACUACUGGGAUUCUACUUUGCUCUCUUCUGUUUCGGCUGGUAUGCUCUCCACUUUCUGGUUCAGAGUGGGCUCACCUAUGGCAUCAUGAUCCUAACAGGAGUGGAACACAUGCACAAAUACUGUUUGGUGGUGGCCCUGGGGUAUCUAAGCUUCUGCCAGAUCACGCGUGUGUACGUCUUCGACUAUGGCAUGUACUCUGCUGACUUCACAGGGCCUAUGAUGGUGAUAACACAGAAGAUCACCAGCUUGACGUUUGAAAUCCACGACGGAAUGUGCCGGAAAGAGGAGCAGCUGACUCCAAAUCAGAAAAUCCUGGCUAUAAAGAGGAUGCCCAGUCUGCUUGAGUACUUCAGCUACAACUGCAACUUCAUGGGCAUCCUGGCCGGCCCCACCUGCUCUUACAACGAUUACAUCGCCUUCAUUGAGGGUACGCCCUGCCGUCGCCAUAGAGACCAGCAGACAAAUGGGAAGGCCAAUGGCAGGCACAAACAAACUGACCCCUCCCCAAACAUUGAAGUCGUCCGUAAACUGGCCACCUGUUUCUUCUCCCUCAUGGUUUUCCUGUCCGUGUGUAAAGUGUUCCCUGUGGAACGGAACAUCGACGACGACUUCAUCGCCACCACGCCCUUCUACGCCCAGGUGGUCUACCUCUACCUGUCCAUGCUGACCACCCGGCCCAAGUACUACUUCGUCUGGACACUGGCCGAUGCCAUCAACAACGCAGCAGGCUUUGGGUUCAACGGAUACACCAGUGACGGCUCACCACGUUGGGAUCUCAUCUCCAAUCUGAGGAUAACGGAUAUUGAGUUUGCCACCAGCUUUAAGAUGUUCCUCGACAACUGGAAUAUACAGACUGCACAUUGGCUCAAAAGGGUGUGUUACGAGCGCUGUCCCUACAAACCCACGGCGGCUACCUUCAUCCUGUCGGCCAUGUGGCACGGAGCAUAUCCUGGAUACUACCUCACCUUCCUCACCGGCAUUGUGGUCACACUGGCUGCACGCGCCAUGAGACACAACGUGAGGCCACACUUUCUGGGCUCGCCGUCACAUAAGCUAGUCUACGAUGUGAUCACGUGGGCGGGCACCCAGAUUGCCAUUUGUUACACUGUGGUGCCUUUUGUGCUGCUGUCUGUCGGGCCCUCUAUGAAGUUCUACAGGUCCUGGUACUUCAGCGUCCACAUCGGCUGUGUUCUCCUGGCCGUAGCCCUGCCAGUCAAGCCCCGACACCUGCGCCUGAAAGAGCAGCAGAAAGGCCUGCAUCUGGCCCCCAUCCUCUCCCACCUGGACUCCACCUCCACAGACAGCAACUGCAACAAGAAGAACAAGGCCACAUGAAGCAGAACCAGACCAGCUAACGGUGGACACACAGAGAGACUAGCACCGAGGACUGCAGGGGACUGUCCAACACUGUAUUAAAUCCACGUAUAAAGAGAGAGAGCGAGGUGGAUAGAGGAGUAGAUUCUAACAAACAAACUCUGACAAACCUGACCAACCUGCCUCUGUUUGUCUCUGUUUUGGAGUGGGAUGAUGAUGAUUCUCAUUCAGUCACAUGGCACUGAGACUGAGCAGCAGCCACACCAUGGAGGGAAGGAUGUAUGGCUUUGGGAUAUGUCCAAAAUGGCACCAUAUUCCCUAUUUAGUGCACUUCAAAGGGAAUAGGGUGCCAUUUGGGAUGCAACUCUACUGUAUUAUGAUGAUUUGUGUCUGGGGUGGAGUGGGAUGGAUGGGUCCCGGUGAUGAAAUGCCAGUAUUGUACUAUUACUGUAUUAUGGGAGUAUGCAGACUUGCCUUAUACCCUUUGUCUCUUUCUCCACAAUCUUUUUUUUAAAAAGCUUUUGUGUAUCCUUCUCACAUUGGAUAUUGUCUGGGCUGUGUUUCUCACUUGAGGUGAACAGAUUUUAGUAUCAGGUGGGUGAGACUGAAGUGUUCUCUCAGUUAACGGUAACAAAUUAGUGUUUUAGUCCUGGUGAAAAGCAAAUGUAAGUUAACUUCUCUAUGAUACAGGAAGUUAGAAGAAUUAAAGAGAAGGAAAACAAGAUGGCAGUGUCCUCAAUGUCUUUUUACAUGAUAUGAUUCAUAGUCUCAACAUGGAAUGUGUACAAAUUGCACCCCUUUCCCUACAUACAGCAGUACAGUUAUUUUGACCAAAGCCCUAAGGGCCCUGGUCAAAAGUAGUGCACUAUUUAGGGAUAUGGUGACAUCCAAGGACCUACUCUAGACUGUUUGCUUUUACUGAGUGAUGUUAUGGGCUGACUUAACUGCUGUUUUAUUCAGUUAAGUCAUUGUAUGAUUUUUACAUAACGGCACCAAGAGUAGUUACUAACUCCUACUUAUUCAUGAUUUAUAUGUGUCAGUAGUGUGAGAGGCAAGAUGGUGUAGUAUUUCCAUGUGUAGAGGUCAAUGUUUUGUCAUUUCAUGUACUUGUUAUUUAUGUGAUUCCAAUGGACUUGUGGUAUGUUCGACAAAGGUGAAAAGGUGGUGUUAAGGUAAGAAAAUCAACCUGACAUGCUGUUAAGUUGGAGGUGAAAGGGACAACAUUACAGUAUUUAUGAACACUCCUCUUCUUCAGACAGUUCUGAUUCUAUUUUCAUUACAGGGGGAAGUGAAAACUAAACCUACUUCUUCUUGAGUCUAUUGUGAGUUAACUAUGGUAAUUGUGAGAAACCUUUGCUUGGGGCCCUGGUGAAAGGAGAAUGGUGCGCUCAUCCUAACCCCUCAGCCAACCGCGCUACUUGUUCAUGUGGAUGAUGUGGAUGGUUUGUUUUUGUAUAUGAUGUGAUUAAAAUAUUGAUCUUUUCGCAA